Ogataea philodendri is the source of this 1104-nucleotide messenger RNA. RefSeq lists its product as uncharacterized. Gene Ontology annotation, biological process: signal transduction; protein phosphorylation. The record is from RefSeq and is a predicted model, not a curated record. The transcript has a single exon. Gene Ontology annotation, cellular component: cytoplasm. The coding region runs from base 1 to 1104 and encodes 367 amino acids. NCBI's taxonomy places the organism in Eukaryota, Fungi, Ascomycota, Pichiomycetes, Pichiales, Pichiaceae. Gene Ontology annotation, molecular function: protein serine/threonine kinase activity; ATP binding; protein serine/threonine/tyrosine kinase activity.
AUGACAGCUGAGUAUUUGGUGGAGGAAGUGACCAACAACCAUACCAACGUGACUAAGCCGAUGGUGGUGAAGGACCUGGCCAAGAUCGGGGAGGGGGCGUUUGGCACCGUGACCAAGGCGCAAUUGCGCAACGCAACGACCUCCGACGACCAGUGGCUGGGUCCCUUUGCCAUCAAGAAAGUGCCGGCCCAAACAGAGUACAAAUCCAGAGAACUGGAGAUCCUGAGACAAACGUCGCACCCGAACGUGGUGUCGCUCAAGUACUUCUUCAACUACCCGAACGCAGAGGACCGCGGCAAGCUGUACCAGCAUCUGGUGAUGGAAUCGCUGCCGUGCACCCUCCAGACAGAAAUCAAAAGAUACCAUACCGCGAACCUGAUUCUACACGAGUCCCAUAUACAGGUCUACUCGUUCCAGAUUGCCAGAGGAAUGAAUUAUUUGCAUAGUUUUGGAAUUUGCCAUAGAGAUAUCAAGCCUUCCAACAUUCUGAUCGACCCAGAUACUUUAGUGCUCAAGAUCUGCGACUUUGGCUCGGCCAAGAAACUGGAGUACAACCAGCCGUCUGUGUCCUACAUCUGUUCCCGAUACUAUCGUGCGCCAGAGCUAAUUGUGGGAUGUGCUCUCUACACGACUCAAAUCGAUAUAUGGGGGCUUGGCUGUGUGGUUGCCGAGAUGUUUAUCGGUAAGCCGGUGUUCCAAGGCCAGGACCCGAUGUUGCAACUGAGAGAGAUUUCGAAGCUGCUGGGUCCGCCAGACAAGGAGUUCAUCUUCGAGUCGAACCCGAGCUACAACGGACCGAUGUACUCUCACCGACUGUACACGUCCAAGCUGUCGACGCGGUUCCAAAAGACCUUUUCGCACGCCAGCGCGGUCGCGAUCGAUCUUUUGGAGAAGGUGCUUGUGUACCGUCCGCAGGACCGUUUGCGGCCGCCUGCGAUCUUGGCCCACGAGUUCUUCAAGCCAUUGCGGUCGCCAAACUUCCAUGCGAUCAGCCGCACCACAAACUCCCCUGUCAACGUGCACAACAUGCUGUACAACUUCAGCGACUACGAGCUACGCGUGCUUGGUGACACGGUCAAGGAGAUUCUUGUUGAUGAGUCUUGA